GGAAUCGGAAACGUCAACCAUUACCAAUUUCAUGUUCUGUCACUCCAUGUUUUCUCUCUUUUGGUGAAUUCUUGGCAACACGAGAAUCACGUUGUGAAUUUUUAAAAUAAAGCCAGCAUGGCACCAAGGUACGAGAUCGCAGUCGGCCUCCAAAGGGGUCACAAAACCACCAAAAUUUCAGACAAAUCUAAACUGAAUAAAGUUCGUCCCGCCAGGUUGAAGGGGAUCCAAACCAAACACACCAAAUUUGUCAGAGACAUUAUCCGUGAAGUCGUAGGACAUGCUCCAUAUGAAAAGAGAGCCAUGGAAUUGUUAAAGGUUUCAAAGGAUAAGAGGGCCCUGAAAUUCCUGAAACGUCGUCUUGGCACACACAUCAGAGCUAAGAGGAAGCGUGAAGAACUAUCCAACAUUCUUACCCAAAUGCGUAAACAACAAGCUACACAUAAAUAGAUUGUAUUUUGUUUAAUU
Diabrotica balteata is the source of this 468-nucleotide messenger RNA. NCBI's taxonomy places the organism in Eukaryota, Metazoa, Arthropoda, Insecta, Coleoptera, Chrysomelidae. The record is from the annotation of a GenBank genome assembly.